Habropoda laboriosa is the source of this 3018-nucleotide messenger RNA. It is a transcript of the gene Alg12, whose product is annotated as probable Dol-P-Man:Man(7)GlcNAc(2)-PP-Dol alpha-1,6-mannosyltransferase. Gene Ontology annotation, molecular function: alpha-1,6-mannosyltransferase activity. Gene Ontology annotation, biological process: protein N-linked glycosylation. Gene Ontology annotation, cellular component: endoplasmic reticulum membrane. The record is from RefSeq and is a predicted model, not a curated record. The transcript is spliced from 9 exons. Lineage: Eukaryota; Metazoa; Arthropoda; Insecta; Hymenoptera; Apidae. The coding region runs from base 1 to 3018 and encodes 1005 amino acids.
AUGGAUCACUUACUCAUCUUGGUGGCUACUGUGCAUUUAUUGUAUUGUCCAUUUACAAAAGUGGAAGAAAGUUUCAAUCUUCAGGCUAUGCAUGACAUCUUAUAUCAUAGUUUUAACCUAACAGAGUAUGAUCACCAUGAAUUUCCUGGAGUUGUGCCACGAUCAUUCGUGGGACCAAUUAUAAUAUCAGGCUUGGCAUCACCGCUAAUAGCAAGCAUUAAUUAUUUGCACCUUAAUAAAUUCUUUGCUCAAUAUAUUGUAAGAGCAACACUGGGAUUAUUAGUAAUAGCUACAUUAAAACUAUAUAGGGAAGCCUUGCAAAGUGUCUUUGGUUUGCAAUUUACAAAAUGGUUUAUUGCAAUUACUGUGACACAAUACCAUUUUAUGUAUUAUUUAAGUCGCCCAUUGCCAAAUAUAAUGGCUAUGCCAUUAGUAUUACUGGCUUUAUAUGGAUGGUUGAAACAAAGUCACACAAUAUUUAUUUGGUCUUCUGCAGCAGCAAUUAUAAUAUUCAGAGCAGAACUUGCCAUGCUACUGGGAUUAUUCCUUUUGUACGAUAUAGCCAACAUGAAACUGACCAUACCAAGACUACUUAAAAUUGCGGUUCCAGCCGGUAUAUUUUUUCUAAUGCUAACGAUUGCAGUAGAUUCCAUAUUUUGGAGACGAUUGUUAUGGCCUGAGGGAGAAGUAUUUUAUUUUAACACUAUUCUUAAUAAGAGCAGUGAAUGGGGUACAUCACCAUUCUUAUGGUACUUUUAUUCAGCUCUUCCACGUGGAUUAGCUUUAUCUUAUCUUUUAAUACCUUUGGGUAUGUUAUGGGAUGCUCGAGUUCGGGCAUUAACAGUUCCUGGUAUUGCAUUUGUUGCUUUAUUUUCAUUCUUACCUCAUAAAGAAUUGAGAUUUAUUAUAUAUGUCUUUCCAUUACUAAAUGUUAGUGCUGCAGUUGUUUGCCACAGAAUAUGGGAAAACAGAGCAAAAAGUCCAUGGAAUGGAUUUUUGGCACUGCUUAUUUUAGGCCAUCUAGUUUUAAAUGCUCUAUUUUCUAUGUUUCUUUUAUGUGUUGCUAGUUCUAACUAUCCUGGUGGUUUAGCUAUUACUAAAUUACACAGACUUGAAAAAGAUUGUGCAAAUCCAGUGCAUGUGCACAUUGAUAUUUUGACUGCUCAAACAGGAGUUUCAAGAUUUACACAAACAAACGAUUCUUGGAUUUACUCAAAACAAGAAAAUUUAACGAUAGACAAUCCUGAAAUGCUUCAAUUUACACAUCUUUUGAUGGAAGCCAAAAGUAAAUAUUCACCAAACAUAAAACCAUAUCUUAAAACUCAUGAUAUCUUGGAUUCUGUUGAUGGUUUUUCUCAUAUAGCAUUAAAUUAUAAUAUGUUGCCACCUAUCAGAAUAAAAACUAGACCAAUUAUAUUCAUCAUGAAAAGAAAGGCUAAUAUAAAAUAUGAUCCAAAAAAAGCGAAAACGCAAAUUUAUUUGAAACAACCAGAUGAAAGUGAUAUACAAAAAAGUUUAGAAAGCAAAGACAUCAAAAAUAAUACUGUAAAAGACAUGGAACCAAUAUUCGAUCAAAUCAUGGAGUCAUUAGAGCAAUUUGAAAGACCACUAAACAUUAAUGAUGCAAAUGCACUAGAUACAGAAAUACAAGACAUGAUUAAAUUAGAUAACAUAAAAAACGAUUCUAAUAAAUACCUUGAAUUAUUAAGUACGGAACAAGUAUCUAAUACAUUACACGAAAAUAAUGUAUCGCAUUUAGAAACAUUAAUUGACGAAAAAAAUGCCACAAGCGUAUCAAAACUAGAAAACGAUACUAUGACUGAAACUAAUAUUAAACAAUCUAAUAUUGAAAAUGAUUCAGAUACUAAUGAAAAGAGAUUGGAUAUAAAGGAAAAAGAAAAUGACAGAAUAGAAAUAACUAAAGAAAAAUUAAAACUGAGUAAUAUUCAACAAGAAAGUAGUACUAUAAAAGAAGUUGUUAAAAAAAUUAUCCAGGAAAUAUCAGAAAUUCCUCAAAAAAUUAAUACUAAAGUAAAGAGAAUAGUUCCAGUAAAAAUAGAGAUGCCACAAAAAAUAAAAAUUGUAAUGAAACAAGAAUUAAAAGAGAAACCUGCCAUGAUUCAAGAAUUGAAAGAAAAACCUAUUAUAAUUCGAGAGUUGAAAGAAAAACCUGUAAUAAUUCAAGAACUGACAGAAAAACCUGAAAUAGUUCAAGAACUGAGAGAAAAACCUGCAGUAAUUCAAGAAGCAACAAAUGAAUAUAAACCAAUUAAUGUAAAAGAAAGUAUAAGAAAUAUAAUAAAUCAAUUUAAGGAAUUUGAAAAAGAUCUCAUACAUGAAGAUGCAGAAGUGAGUAAAAAGGAACCAAGGGUUGAAUACAAUGCACAACCCACAGAGAUAAAUACAAAAUAUACAGAAGACUCGUUGAAUGUAGAUAUUAUGUCGGAAGCCAAAGAUGCUAAAACAAUCAAAGAUGCCAAAGAAAGUCUAAGAGAUAUAAUACACCAAUUUAAGCAAAUAAAAAGUGAACUAACUUCAGAAGAAGACGAUCAAUUUGAAAAAAUUGAAGCUACGUAUAUGGAGAGACCAAUUGCCGAAACGCUAAUGCAAUUUAGUGAAGCUUUAAAGAAUUUAAUACAACGAAGAAAAAGAAAAAAUAUGUCUGUUGCAAACACAUUUGAGAACAAGAAGGACACACAAGUAACAAUGGAAAAUCCUGAACUUUUAACAGAAUCUGCAAAGUAUUCAAAAAUUCCAAAUUACAACAAAGAAGAAAAAGCAUAUGAUAUGGAAAAGAUAAGAAAAGUAAUUCAAAAUAACAAUGCAAAAGAUAGCUCAAUCCCAGAUACAAAUAAAGUUUUUCAAGAAAAGUAUUUUAUUACUUAUACACAUAAUAAAAACGUCCCAUUGAAUGCUCAAAAAUCCACUAACUCUGUUUCAAAUAACAUAGCAAACAGCUAUGAUUCCAAUGAAGAGGAUGAAAUGUCACGAAAAAAUCUUGGAGACAAGACACCUUAA